Molecule: messenger RNA, 4065 nt
Organism: Pyrenophora tritici-repentis Pt-1C-BFP
Lineage: Eukaryota; Fungi; Ascomycota; Dothideomycetes; Pleosporales; Pleosporaceae
Source: RefSeq, a predicted model, not a curated record
AUGGUCUCACACGCACCCAAGCCCGGCCACGCGAAGAAGUCGUCUUCAUCCUCCAACCACAAUGGCCAACCCCGCGAGCGCGAACAACGGCCAAGCAGAGAGGGGACGGCGCAAAAGGCAGCACAGGAUGUGGCAGGCCUUAAGGACUACCAGUUGGGCGACUGCUUGGGCAAAGGCGCUUUCGGCAGCGUUUACAGGGCGCUCAACUGGGGGACAGGCGAAACGGUCGCCAUCAAGCAAGUCCGGCUGGAGAACUUGGGCGCGGCCGACCUCAAGAACAUGGAGAUGGAGAUUGAUCUGCUCAAGAACCUGAACCAUGCCAACAUUGUCAAGUACCACGGCUUCGUCAGAAGCUCCGAGAGCUUGUACAUUAUCCUCGAGUACUGCGAAAACGGAUCGUUGCACAGCAUUUGCAAGAACUUUGGAAAAUUCCCCGAGAACCUCGUCGCCCUCUACAUGUCCCAGGUCCUUCACGGCCUCCUCUACCUCCACGAGCAGGGUGUUAUACAUCGAGACAUCAAGGGUGCGAACAUCCUAACCACAAAGGAGGGGCUCGUAAAGCUGGCAGACUUUGGCGUAGCGACAAAGCAAUCGGGCCUGGAUCAGUCGAGCGUUGUGGGCACACCCUAUUGGAUGGCGCCCGAGGUCAUUGAGCUCUCAGGUGCCACCACGUCGUCAGAUAUCUGGAGCUUGGGAUGCACCGUCAUCGAGCUAAUCGAAGGGAAGCCGCCAUACCACAAGCUACAGCCAAUGCAAGCCUUGUUCAGAAUCGUCAACGACGAGCACCCGCCAAUACCUGGCAGUGCAUCUCCUCUUCUUCGUGAGUUCCUCAUGGAAUGUUUCCAGAAGAACCCCACACUUCGUAUUUCUGCCAAACGACUACUCAAACACCCAUGGAUCCUUAGCGCCAAGCGCACCGUCCCUGCAGUUCCCACAAAACCGACUGAAUACCAGGAAGCAGUCAAGUCUGUACAGGAAUGGAAUGAAGCCUUGAAGUCUCCCAGCUCUUUACGUAGGAGCUCUCGCCUUUCCACGGGCUUGCAGAGACCCUCACUUGUUGGGGCAAACAGUGCUGGUUCAGGCUCUCGCCCGGCUCCCGUCAAUGUCAACCUCAACAUACCCAAGCACAGACCUACCGCAGAGUCUUUUCGCUCGCCCGAGUUGGAUCAUGACGACAACUGGGAUAACGAUUUCGCUGAGAGCAUCUCUCCCCGCGCCUUGCAAAUGCCACAUCUUAAGCCUCAAGACAACUUCGCCGGGCUCUUCUCAAACGACAGACUCAAGGCCUUUGCCAGUUUUGAGUCCGUCACUGAGCUGCCAGAGUAUGGUGACGGCGAGGCUACGGUGAAGAGUCCGGUAAACCUGCAUCAGUACCAGAGUUUUCCCAAAGCUUCGGGCCAGAGAGCGAGUGCUAGAGCAAGUGGAGCAAGCAGUAGAGCUGGAUCGGCAAGGCCAUCUUCGAGAUCCACUUCUAGUGCUACUGAUUCAGAGUAUGAGGAAAGCCGAGCUGAGAGUGACAGCGGCAGUGAACACAGUAGUCUUGCCAUGCUUACAUCGAAGAUGGCAAGCUCCUUCACCAUCGCAGACGAGGAUGACCUUGAUCCAUUCGCCAAUCUCGACGAGGGACUAGACAACAUCAACCUAGAGAACAAUGUUGCUCGAGACAGAGACGAUCGGCUGACAAAGACAACUGAAAGCCUAGUAGGUUGCUUGAAGACCAGUCAGCCUGACGACGAACUGCUCGAUAUCGCAGAUCAACUACUACAAGUUCUGCACGAGUCGCCCGACAAACGAUCAAUCAUUCUGCGGAGUCACGGCAUGCUGCCUAUCUUGGAGAUCCUGGGGACCAGACCACACAAUGAGGUAGUCCUGCCUCUUUUGAAGAUCAUCAACCUCAUCAUACUUGAAGACUCUGAAGCACAAGAGAGCCUGUCUUUCUUGGGUGGCAUCCCAACAAUCUGCUACUUUGCGUCGAAGAAGUUUCCCAGCGACAUCCGGAAAGAGGCUGCAGCCUUUGUGCGACAAAUGUACCAGACCAGCACGCUGACACUGCAGAUGUUCAUUGGCUGUGGUGGUAUCAACGUGCUAGUAGAGUUCCUGGAAGAGGACAUCGACGCUGAGCGUGACUUGGUACUCAUUGGUGUGAAUGGUGUAUUCGGUGUGUUUGAACUGCAGGGACCUACACCGAAGAACGACUUCUGUCGCAUCUUCUCCCGGUCGAGUGUGCUCUACCCGCUAAGUCUGGUGUUGAACCGGAUGGUUGAGGAAGACGGAGAAGUUGCGCGACUUAUUGUCGGCAGGAUCGUACAAAUCUUCCUCAUCUUCUCGCAAGCUGAGAGCCAUGUCAAGGAUCUUGUGGCAGAUCGAAUGAUCUUGAAGCGUGUUCUCAAGGACCUUCGCAAAAUGUCCCCACCACACCAAAUUACUAUGCUCAAGUUCAUCAAGAACCUGAGCUCGUUGUCCUCCACACAUGAAGCCCUCCAAAACUCCAACGCCAUCGACAUAUUGAUCGAAUUACUCAAGUCGACUCGGCAGAAAGAUGCGAUGAGUCGCAGCCAGAGCAGGUCCGCUUCUGACCCUAAACGACUCCCUCCUUUCCACCGUGAGAUCUCCAACCAGAUUCUGAACACCAUGUACAAUCUAUGUCGGCACAACAAGAGCAGGCAAGAAGAGGCGGCACUUUCGGAUAUUAUCCCUCUACUGAAGGAGGUCGUGCGAGAGGGUGGACCACUCAAAGAAUUUGCGCUACCCGUGCUGCUCGAGAUGGUCAACUCGGGCAAGGUCGCGCGCAAGAUGCUGUGGGACGCAAAGGGUCUUGCAUUCUACGUAUCACUACUUGGCGAUCGCAAUUGGGCGGUGACUGCCUUGGACGCUAUAUUCGUCUGGCUCCAAGAAGAAACUGCGCGCGUUGAGCAAUACCUUCUUUCUUCCCAAUCAAGCUUCACCACCGCCGUCAUCUCCGCAUACACCUCCGCCGAUCUCCCCCAAUCCACGUUCGAAAAUAUGCUCGAGCCGCUGCAAAAGGUUGUCCGUCUAUCUCCUCCGAUCGCUGCGUCGCUCGCCGUCCCUGAGAUCUUCGGUCGCACAGAACAAAAACUUGGGCAUAAGGAUGCCGUUACACGUCUGAAUUUCCUCAGGAUUCUGCGGACAAUCUGUGAUGCAAAGGACGAGGGCUGCUGGCUUAUACGGGCAUUCGGCUGCUACGAGCGCAUUAGCUGGCUCAUGGAGCACGAUUCUGCGGUGUUGGUGCGGCAGAUGGCUGAAGAGCUGGUUCGAGCUUGCGACCAAGUCGAGCAUUCGGGCAUCAACAAGGGCGUGAAUGGCAAGCGAAGCAUGAGCCGGGCUUCAGCAGUGAACAUGAACAUGAACCUACGACGCCCAGCAUCAUCAGCUGGUCGACGAGAUGGCUCAGGCUCAAGUACCGGAUCUACACUCGUAAGCUCUGGCAUGGGUCUCACACCUCCAACACCCAACUCUCUCAAGAGCACAUUCAUGCUCCCACAAAUGAACACACCAACCAGUCUAGGCAGCGGCCGACACGCGGUUUCGCGCUCCCAGUCAUCAGCCGCGAUGUGGGAUCUCGCCGAAGACCCUUCCGUCCGCCCCCCAUCCUCCAGCCGCUCAAAACCCCCCCAACUGACACGCAGCACAACCUCAUUCGCCAACCUCCAACAACACGCAAACUCCCCCAAUGCAGCACGCACGCCCUCGCGCCCACCCUCACGCGACGCAGCAACAAGCCUCGCCCGCAUAGAAGCAAAUAACGCUGCGAAAUCCUCUUCCCGCCUCCCAAAAGCACGUCCGGGUCGCCUCAACGACGCCAUCUCACGCCGCAGACAGUCCAACGUGAACACUGGGCCGGAGAAUGAGAUUCCAAUGCAUAUUACCACUCCGACACCCACUCCAACACAUGCUCCUCCUCCUGCACCGACGACGAAUAAUACUCCUCACGCCCCGCCGCUUCCUAGACUGCAGAUCGUGAGACGCAGGAGGGAGACUAGUGGUGGGGAGAUGAGUACAGCUGCUGCGCGUAAAGGCCCCGCUUCCUCUGCUGCUGCGGACUAG